Molecule: messenger RNA, 1113 nt
Organism: Bipolaris sorokiniana ND90Pr
Lineage: Eukaryota; Fungi; Ascomycota; Dothideomycetes; Pleosporales; Pleosporaceae
Exons: 1
Coding region: 119-1000 (293 amino acids)
Biological process (GO): carbohydrate metabolic process
Molecular function (GO): aldehyde-lyase activity; zinc ion binding
Source: RefSeq, a predicted model, not a curated record
GGGCUGUAUCAUUAAUCCUACCGCACAGUGCUCUUUUCUUCCAACGUCUUACGUCUGGGACCUGUAAAUUGGUUCUAUACAAUAAAAAAGCAUCUGUUCCUCAUAUAUACUAUCUAUCAUGGCACCUGAUCUCUCCCAAAACAAAGCCGUGAAGCUUGUUGCACACGCCGCAGCAAACAAAUACGCCAUCUGCGCAACAUGCGUCUACAACGUUGAAGGAAUCCUCGCAUCUGUUCGCGCUGCAGAGGCCAAACGCGCUCCCCUUAUUAUUCAGCUCUUUCCAUGGGCGGUACAAUACGCCGAUGCCAUUCUUGUCCAUGCCGCCCGUGAAGCAGCAAACAACGCCAGCGUGCCCAUUGCGCUCCACAUGGACCACGCCCAAACACCCGAGAUUGUAAAGAAGGCCGCAGAUAUCAAGAACGGCUUCGACGGCAUCAUGGUCGACAUGAGCCACUAUGACGACAACCUGGAGAAGACAAAAGAACUAGUUGCCUACUGCAAUGAGCGCGGCAUCAUCACCGAAGCAGAGCCUGGCCGUAUCGACGGCGGCGAAGACGGCGUAGGCGACCUGAGCGAAAUGGGCCUCGAAGCCAUCCUCACCACGCCCGAGCAAGCAGAAGAAUUUGUCGCAACAGGCAUCAACUGGCUGGCCCCCGCCUUCGGCAACGUCCACGGUAAAUACGGCCCGAAAGGCCCACAACUCGACUACGAGCGCCUCAAGCGCGUCCACGCUCAAGUCGGCGACCGCGUCAGCCUUGUGCUGCACGGCGCAGGUAAAGAGUACUUUCAGGAGAAGUUGCUACGCGAGUGUAUUGACUGCGGUGUUGCAAAGAUGAAUAUUAAUGAUGGGUUUAAUGAUGAUUAUCUCGAGGUUAUGAGGGAACAUGCGGCGAGCACCCCGCUUACGGGCUUGAUUGAGAAGUCGACAAAUGCUAUGCAGAAGAGUAUUGAGCAGUAUAUUGUUUGGACGGGGGGUGAGGGUAUGGCGGAUAAGAUGUGAGAUUUUGGAGGAAAAAAACUGAAGAGUAGAGGGGCGUAUAUAGGAACGAAAUUAGAGUUUAAUUUGAUUAGCAUGUUGAAUGAAAUUCUUAUGGGCUUUUGAAUUACCACGCG